Molecule: messenger RNA, 838 nt
Organism: Tripterygium wilfordii
Lineage: Eukaryota; Viridiplantae; Streptophyta; Magnoliopsida; Celastrales; Celastraceae
Product: 50S ribosomal protein L20-like
Exons: 3
Coding region: 208-591 (127 amino acids)
Biological process (GO): ribosomal large subunit assembly; translation
Cellular component (GO): ribosome
Molecular function (GO): structural constituent of ribosome; rRNA binding
Source: RefSeq, a predicted model, not a curated record
GGGCCACAUCUUCCUACUCCUUCAAAGCGCCCUCGCCUCUCCCACUCAGUGAACGUCGUCGUUGCUAGCUCUCAAGUUUUCAGUUUUCACGGUUGCAGGUGCAAGAAGAGGAAGGAGAGCACGCUAACUGGUUAGCAAUCUCUAGCUCGCUAUCUCGAUUGAGAGGGUUGAUUUUGGUUGGUGAGUGGGGAAGAGGUGAAAGAAAAGAUGAACAAGAAGGAGAUUUUUAAGCUUGCUAAGGGAUUCCGUGGAAGGGCCAAGAACUGCAUCAGGAUAGCGAGGGAGAGAGUAGAGAAGGCAUUGCAAUACUCGUACAGAGACCGUCGCAACAAGAAGCGUGACAUGCGCUCUCUGUGGAUCGAGCGCAUCAAUGCUGGUUCCCGCCAACACGGUUUACAGGUUAACUAUGGUAACUUCAUGCAUGGGCUGAUGAAGGAGAACAUCCAACUGAACCGGAAAGUUUUGUCCGAGAUAUCUAUGCAUGAACCAUAUAGCUUCAAGGCCCUCGUAGACAUAUCUCGCACCGCCUUCCCAGGAAACAAGAACGUGGUUUUUCCUUCGAGGAAGGCAGAGAAUUCAAUUAAUGCAUAAUUCGCUGAGGUUUUCAUCGUUGUUUUCUUGUCCUUCGAACUCAUCUGAAUAAACCUUGAAGUAAUAACGUUUUUUUUGUUUUGCCUUAGGGAAUUUGCUCAUUUCAAAAUUUUGGGAACCUGUAAUCUUAUUUAAUUUCCAUCUUUUAUGUCCUGCAACCAUCUGAAUCAUAAUCUAGAAACUGAGCUUCUGGUCAUUCUAUGACAUGUAUUUAUGGAAGAAAAAGAGAUUCUGGAUAGCUUUAUUA